AUGUCGAUGCAAAAAUUAAAGGCUCUUAAAGCAAAACGAGCAUCCGUAAAAUCACAAUGCACGCGUACUCGAAACGCGAUCGAUGCUAUAGAUCCACAAGAUGUAGAUAUCGCGUACGUAAAACAGCGGAAACAACGAUUCGCUGAAUAUUGGAAUCAAUUCAAUGAUAUCCAAGUGCAAAUUGACGAGUUAUUAGAAUUAGCCGAGGAUUUAGAUGGUAUCGAAAAAGCCGAUCUUCAGGCCGAGCAAGAACAAGAAUGGUUAAAUUUCGAAGAGAGUUACUUCAGUAUUGCUAGCAAAAUCGAACGUUUAUUAGCGCCUACGCAGAUCGAGGUCGCGAAUCCGAACGGAAAUGAAGGUUAUGUCCGUGACAUCAGUCAGAUGCACUUACCGAAGAUUGCAAUACCAAAGUUUAGCGGUAAUUACGUGGAUUGGUAUCCGUUUUACAAUACAUUCGAGUCGAUGGUUCAUCUCAGUCCGAAGUUAACAAACAUACAAAGAUUUCACUAUUUAAUUUCCUCAUUGGAAGGCGACGCGGCGCACGUUAUUGAAUCGCUGGAAAUCACUUCUAAUAAUUACCAAGAAGCCUUAGACUUAUUAAAGCAACGUUACGACGACAAGCGUGAGAUAGCUCAGGAACACAUAAGAGCGUUAUAUGAUUUACCUGCAAUUACAAGGGGUAAUAGUAUAGCACUAAGGAAGUUAAUUGACGACGUAUUACGGCACUUGCGUUCGUUAAAAAGCUUAGGUAGGCCCACUGAGCAUUGGGAUGAUCUUAUCAUUCACUUGAUCAUCACUAAGUUAGAUUCAAUCAUCGCAAGAGAAUGGGAGGAUGAGAUUCGAGCAAAUGACAUGCCCACUUUAAAACAGCUCAUUGAUUUCUUGAUACAUAAAUGCAAAGCGUUAUCAGCCGUAUCCAAGAAGGCAUCUAGCGAUUCAGUAGCGUCAAAUUCUCGUAAAUCUAACAAGGUUAAUACUCACGUAGCUGCUUCUAACAUUGGCUGUGCUUACUGCAAGGGGAAGCACUAUAUAUUUCAAUGUCCUGAUUUUCUGAAAUUGCCAAGCGAAAAUAGGAAUAAAGAAGUAAGAGCUAAACAUCUAUGCAUAAACUGUCUACGAUCCACUACACAUCAAGCCAAGGAUUGCAAAUCGUCAACGUGUCAAACAUGCAGCAAAAAGCACAACACGCUUCUACACAUAGAAGACAAGUCCAACAAGGAUAACACAUCUACAAAUAAGUCGGAACAAGCAAGUCCGUCUAGCACAGUCACUCUAAAUCAUCACAGCUCUCAAGAUAAGUAUGGCCAGAUUAUAUUAUCAACGGCAAGCGUAAAUGUCUAUGAUCAACAUGGCAACAUUCAUGUAUGUAGAGCAUUAUUAGAUUCAGGAUCACAAUCUAGUUUUAUCACAGGAAAGCUAGCAAGAAAAUUGAAUCUCGUGCAAAAGCAAACAAACAUGUCCGUCACAGGAAUUAAUAAAUCACAAACGCAUUCGUGUAGCACAGUCACAAUACGAAUAAAAUCAAUGCACACAUCUUAUUCUCAAAACAUUGAAUGCUAUGUUCUAAAUGCUAUUACGGACAAUUUGCCUCAAGUUCAAGUUAACAUAGAUAAGUUCACGAUUCCAAAUAAUAUCAGGUUAGCGGAUCCACAAUUCCACAUACCAGGUGAAAUUGAUAUACUUAUAGGUGCAGAGAUAUUCUGGCAACUAAUAUGUGUCGGACAGAUACAAUUGCAUAAAAAUCAGCCCACGCUACAAAAGACUCAACUAGGUUGGAUCGUCGGUGGCAAGACGUGUAGUUACAACCCGGCAGAAUCCAGAGCAUGUAAUUUAUCCACUAAUCAGCAAAUCAACGAAACAUUAUCCAAGUUUUGGGACAUGGAACACAUCCAUGAAGAAACUCCGUUUACUCCCGAAAAGAAACUCUGCAUGGAACAUUUCGAAAAAACUACGACCAGAAACGUAGACGGCCGUUUCAUAGUGCGGUUGCCGAUCAAGGAGACGAAACUACAGCAACUUGGUGAAUCACGCAGCACAGCAUUGAAAAGAUUUAUUGCUAUGGAACGUAAAUUACAGAAGCAACCACAACUAAAGGCGCAAUAUGCACAAUUUAUGUCGGAAUACUUAGCUUUAGGCCAUAUG
This is a messenger RNA of Temnothorax curvispinosus, 2142 nucleotides long. RefSeq lists its product as uncharacterized. NCBI's taxonomy places the organism in Eukaryota, Metazoa, Arthropoda, Insecta, Hymenoptera, Formicidae. The transcript has a single exon. The annotation marks the transcript as partial. The record is from RefSeq and is a predicted model, not a curated record.